UGUGGGUAUAUGGGCAGCAGGCACUGGGGGUGUGGGGAGGGGUGUGGAAGCCGUAUCGCAUCUGUGGUUGGGAAAGGAAGUCGCGUGGCACCAAGAAAGAGUGGGCAACGGGUGGAGGGCAAGAGCUCCAAAAAGUGAUCCCGGAGCAACAUGGGCAGAAAGGGUGGGCAUUUGGGGAGAGCUCAUGGCAGGAGACAAGGAUAAGGAGUGAAAGGGGCAAGUGCCCCAAGUAUUAGGUCGUGAGGGUGGCAUGGGGGCUGAGAUAUAGCCUAGGCAUUGCUGAAAAGGGGGGAAACUAAGCAGGCACUUCUCAAGCACGGUGGGUGGGUAUUGUCUAGACAAAGGGAGAGCAGAAAUCAAGUCUCAAAGGAGGGUUGAUGGGAGCACAGCUCAGGGACCGGGAAAAUAAGCUGAAAGGCCAGGGACAGCAGAGGGUGUGCUGUUGGCUGGGGCGAGUUAAAACUGAGCGGCCGAUAAACGAAGGACUGGAGAAGUUAUGCCCACAAGACUGAUUGGCUUCUAAUAAGCAGAUGGAUCAAAUCCACUUCGUACGCAAUUAACUAAGUAACUGGUACUGACCCAAAUAUUGCCGGACACCAAUUAUUAUAAUAAAGUACUGCCUUCUUGCCAUCUCCAGUUCUGCUCUAUUUCAAUUUCAGAAACAGAGGAUUCCAGGUUUAUCUGGGGCAGGGCGUGUGCCCUGCAGCUUGCAAACCUUCAGGUGGGGGGCAUCCAUCCACCAGCCCUGCUUCCCUUCUCCCUACCCCUCUGGUCUUCAGCUCCAUUCCAUGGGGGUGGAUGGCAUGUAUGAGAAGAGCAGAAUGCUGAACAUUCAGAACAGUGCAUGGGGUAGUCGCCAGGAGUGGUAUCAAGACAGUUUGGUGACCGGACCACCCAACCCUGAUAGCUGCCAACAGCUGGAGAGCGGACUGGAUCCUGAGCACCCUCAAGGUACAAGCAGCCAAGACCUAGAUGAGUCCCAAAUCCGCUUGCAGCUGAAACGCAAACUGCAAAGGAACCGGACAUCCUUUACCCAGGAGCAAAUAGAGGCGCUAGAGAAAGAGUUUGAGCGCACUCAUUACCCUGAUGUCUUUGCCCGUGAGCGUCUGGCAGCAAAAAUUGAUCUCCCAGAGGCCCGGAUCCAGGUCUGGUUCUCCAACCGCAGAGCAAAAUGGCGUCGGGAGGAGAAACUGCGGAAUCAGAGGCGCCAAGCAGGGGGCACCGGGGGGCACCUAACCAUAAACAGCAGUUUUGGGACUGGCGGCAGCUCUGUCUAUCAGUCCCUCCCACAGCAUACAGGGCCAGGCACCAUGUUGGGUCGUACGGAAAGUGCCCUCAGCAACAACUACAGCGCCCUUCCACCCUUACCCACCUUCUCCAUGGCCAACAGCCUCCCUAUCCAGCAGGCAGUGCCCCCGGUUGCCAGCCAGACGUCGUCUUAUUCCUGCAUGCUUCCCGGCAGCUCGUCCGUGCGCAGCUACGAUUCCUACACACCUCCCCAGCUUCCCUCUCACAACCUGAGCUCCAGCAAUGGGGCCUCUACUGGGUUAAUCUCUCCAGGAGUGUCUGUUCCUGUACAAGUCCCGGGCGGGGACCCUGAUCUUGCCCAGUAUUGGCCAAGAUUGCAGUGAGGAAAAUGGAAGGCAGAAAGGAAGAGGGAGAUGAGUGGAGAGGAAGGGGGCUUUUUCUCCAUAGGGGGAAAAUGUCAGUGGGUCACAAUAGCUGGCGGAGGGAAUGGUAGAGAGGGAGAGCUUGCCUGCCUGCCUGCCUCAGCGUCAUGUGUCUAUGUUAGGCAACCAUGCUUGUGUUGGUGCCAAGCCUUCUCUGUCCCUCAGUGUAUGCACCCAUGCACCAUGGGGGGGGGGAACAAUCCCUUGUUUGUCUGUCCCUUUCCUGUCCUACAUUCUGUCCUGUGACUUUCUCCUUCCCUUCCUUGCCCUGCCCCAAUCCUGCUCCUAAAGUGGGCAGUGAGAACUGAAAAAAGCUGCUGAAAGCAUUAUGGGAAGAGGGGGGAAAAACACACCAACUUCUUUGGGCAGCCAGCACGAAGGAUUGUGGGAGGAAAAAAGAACCAAUGCCUCUUUGGGGAGCUGAUACAAAUGACAAUGGGAGAAUAAAAGAAACAAAGGGGGAGCUUAAAGUUAAAGCAUACAGUGGGAGGAAAAAGAAAAAGCAGCAAAUGCUUUGGAAUCCUGUGAACAAAGGAACAUAGGAAGCUACCAUAUACUGAGUCAAACCAUUGGUCUAUCUAGCUCAGCAUUGUCUACACAGACUGGCAGCGGCUUCUCCAAGGUUGCAGGCAGGAGUCUCUCUUAGCCUUAUCUUGGAGAAGCCAGGAAGGGAACUUGAAACCUUCUGCUCUUCCCAGAACGGCUCCAUCCCUGAGGGGAAUAUCUUACAGUGCUCACACAUCAAGUCCCCCACUCAUGUGCAACCAGGGUAGACCCUGCUUAGCUAAGGGGACAAGUCAUGCUUGCUACCACAAGACCAGCUCUCCUGUGGAAAGGAUUGUCAGCGAAAAAAGACCAUCAAUGAAGGAUUAUGUUUAAAAAAAAUUAGAGCCCGUAUCCCCUUUCAAGCUGCGGCAAAGGUUUCUGGGGGGAACUAUCACCACAGCUAUUUCUUUUGCCCUGCUAGAGCAUUGCUGGAUAGAUGGUGUUUAUACAAGGUUGCUGCUGGAGCCUUCCUGCAGUUUGGGAGGCUGCUAGUAUUACUUCCUGGGUGUGUGCAGUGGCUCUCACCCCCUUACAAAACGGCCCCACCCCUCUACAUAUCACCUUUGUCACUCUGCCUCACUCUCACCUGCCUCUUUUUCUUCCCUGCAUGGAAUUCACUUAGCUGAGUUUCACGUGGAUCCCGGAGGGCUUCGUGACCUCUGACCUACACAAAAUGGCCCCCUGACCACACACACCUACACACACCACUUGUAGGCUCAAACUGUGUUUUCACGUGUGUUAAUAAAGGACCUGUGUAAAUAACACUGUGUGGGAGAGUGGCCUGCUAUUAUACUGCUUUAGUUGUAGCUCGAAUAAUUCAACGAGAACACCCAGGAGGAGGU
This is a messenger RNA of Hemicordylus capensis (graceful crag lizard), 3058 nucleotides long. RefSeq names its product paired box protein Pax-6-like. The transcript has 9 exons. Gene Ontology annotation, biological process: anatomical structure development; regulation of transcription by RNA polymerase II. Gene Ontology annotation, molecular function: DNA-binding transcription factor activity, RNA polymerase II-specific; RNA polymerase II cis-regulatory region sequence-specific DNA binding. The record is from RefSeq and is a predicted model, not a curated record. Bases 789 to 1631 code for a protein of 280 amino acids. Lineage: Eukaryota; Metazoa; Chordata; Lepidosauria; Squamata; Cordylidae.